This is a messenger RNA of Coccomyxa subellipsoidea C-169, 444 nucleotides long. RefSeq lists its product as hypothetical. Bases 1 to 444 code for a protein of 147 amino acids. NCBI's taxonomy places the organism in Eukaryota, Viridiplantae, Chlorophyta, Trebouxiophyceae, Coccomyxaceae. The transcript is spliced from 5 exons. The record is from RefSeq and is a predicted model, not a curated record.
AUGGCCAUUGUUACAAUCUUGUGCCUGGCAAUUCAAGGGUCUCUGCUCCUUACAGUACAUGCACACAGCCGCCAACUGCUGCAAGGCGGCUGCGUGGGAAUCGGGCAGAGCAUAACGGCGACCGACUCGCCAUGCUAUGAGUUUGUGACGGGGCCAACUUUGGCAGAGUACCGCCGUAUCGCGGCGUUGUCAGACGCCGGCGUCGCCAAUGAGGUCGCCACCCACGCGGCCCCCCCACCCUCGUGCUGCGUUAUUGCCAGGCCCUUCCUGCAGAAUGGGUGUGGAUGCGCCCAGCGCUUCCUGAACCUGGCCUCCAACUUCGGCCACCCCCGGGCAGAGAUCAUCGCCGGGUAUCGGCUGCUGAAGGCAUCCGCAUGCACCAACUCGACAAACGGGGGUGCCAUUAAUGACCCCUGUGGCAUGACCGGACCGCAGAGCGUUUGA